AUGACAGACGUACUAGCUCCAAAAUAUGAGGAAUUGAAAGAAAUUUUCGCGAAAUGUGGAGAAGAAAUGGAAUGGGAAGCUAUAGAAAAGGAAGCGGAGGAAAAUCGCGAGACGGAUAUUAAGAAUAUGAAUGAAAAAGAGCAACCAGGAACCCUAAGGAAAAGAAAUAUCAGAAAAGGUGGAGGGUAG
Rhizophagus irregularis DAOM 181602=DAOM 197198 is the source of this 189-nucleotide messenger RNA. The record is from RefSeq and is a predicted model, not a curated record. Lineage: Eukaryota; Fungi; Glomeromycota; Glomeromycetes; Glomerales; Glomeraceae.